Messenger RNA from Lampris incognitus (smalleye Pacific opah), 2101 nucleotides. RefSeq names its product SET domain containing 6, protein lysine methyltransferase (gene setd6). Gene Ontology annotation, biological process: peptidyl-lysine monomethylation. The record is from RefSeq and is a predicted model, not a curated record. The transcript is spliced from 9 exons. Bases 124 to 1506 code for a protein of 460 amino acids. Lineage: Eukaryota; Metazoa; Chordata; Actinopteri; Lampriformes; Lampridae. Gene Ontology annotation, molecular function: protein-lysine N-methyltransferase activity; protein binding. Gene Ontology annotation, cellular component: nucleus.
UCCAAUGGCGGCGUGCGUUGAGACGCGUAUAGCUCACGCUUUAGUAAUUUUUUUUUUAGCUCUAUGAGCGAGAGCUGUCUGAUUCUGUAAAUCAAACAACAUUUUACCUAUUGGAUUCGCAAAAUGGCAACCGAAGCAAAAAGAAUCAAGGUUGAUGACCACUCAGAACUUGAACCCCUGCAGAAUUUUCUACACUGGUGUUACAGAGUUGGCCUGACACUCAGCGAGAAGGUGUAUGUGAGUAAGGAGGGGACAGUGGCAGAGUAUGGGAUGCUAGCUAGAGAAGACAUAAAGAAGGGGGAGGUUCUGUUUACAAUCCCCCGAGCCGUUCUUCUCCACCAGGGAACAACCAAAGUUUCUGCCCUUCUGGAGAAAGAGAAAGCCUCUCUGGAGACCUCUUCAGGCUGGGUACCUCUGCUGCUGGCUCUGCUGUAUGAGUACACCUCCCCACAGUCAUACUGGAGUCCUUACCUCUCCCUCUGGACCAACUUCAAGAGCCUGGACCAGCCCAUGUUCUGGUCCAAAGAGGAGCGAGACAUGCUGUUGAGGGGUACGGGUAUUCCAGAGGCAGUGGACACAGACCUGAUGAACAUUCAGAGAGAAUAUACAACAGUGGUCCUUCCCUUCAUUGCUAGACAUCCUGAUCUGUGGAGUCCUGACACACACACCCUGGAGCUUUACACACAACUGGUGGCAUUUGUCAUGGCCUACAGUUUCCAAGAGCCCCUGGAAGAUGACGAGGAGGAAGAAGAGGAAGAGGAGAUGACCUCCCACCCACCAAUGAUGGUUCCCAUGGCUGACAUGCUUAACCAUGUGUCCAAUCACAAUGCCAAUCUGGAAUACACAGCGGACAAUUUGAAUAUGGUGUGUGUGCGUCCCAUUCAUAAAGGGGAAGAGAUAUUCAACACCUAUGGACAGAUGGCCAACUGGCAGCUGCUGCACAUGUACGGCUUCACAGAGCUGUACGCUAACAACAAUAAUGACACUGUUGACAUUCCCUUGACCAGCCUCUACAAAGUGAUUUUGCAAGAUGUUCAGUCUGACUUGAACCGGCAACUCCUAGAUGAGAAGUGGGAGAUGCUGUGUCAGACCGUGGGAGAGAAAGGAGCCUUUAUCUUCGGCAAACAUGGCUGCCUCACAGACACUGAGCUCCAUACCACACUUAAGGUGCUGUGCAUGUCAAAGGAGGACUUUGAGGACUUCAGGGAGAAUGAGGGCUGGGAGGAAGAGGAUGAGGAUGAGAUAUCCCUGGCUUUCUCCAAUGAUGGUCUCCCCAGCCUAAAGGCUCACUGGCGCCAGUUGAUCCAUAUGGCAGCAUGUUUCACUAUGGAUUCCUAUGGAGAGGGAACCGGGCAGGAAGAAAGCCGGGGGCUGGACGGCGACCGGGUGCUGAUGGAGGACAAGGUACUGCGAGGAGGGCUCAGCAGCAGGCAGCAGAGGGCGCUGCAGGUGCGCUAUGGACAAAAGAGCAUCUUGCGCAAACUGACUGAACUGACAAAGUCAUGAAUCCACAUGAUGCGGAUUGGGUCCAAUCAAGCUCAGACUCUCCCUGAUUUACAUGGUCAUCUGAUGUACAGCUUUUGAGCGUCCAUUCAUUUUUUUUUGCAUGAUCAUUAUGGUUUGCUAUCAUCUUUACUGGCUAACUGUUAAUGAAACUGAGCAACUCUAUCUUGUGUUUGUAUACAAGUGCCUAAAUUAAGCCAUUGGUUCUGUGAUCUAAGGAGAAACAUGAGUAACCCCCCCCCCCCAAAAAAAACCCCAAUGUUUAAAGUCUGUCAUAUCACACUGAUUACUUCCUGACUAUUUGAAAAUAAAUAUUUUCAUAAAAGUAUUGUCACUUUUUUUGGUUCUGUGGUUGUUUGGUUAGCAACAGUAUGCCUCCUAAAUUGUGCUGAUAAACUAUGUACAUCUAUGACAUGUAUAAAAGUGUUCCAAAUUCGACAGUAGCAGUCCUUUAAGCUAAGUGCAAAGUGAGCUUUCACACUGUUGAGCUUAAGAGGCAAACCCCAAUAUUGUUUGUGCUUACACAACAAAUUACUUCUACACAUAAAUCAAUUAAGUUGCUUGACAUUUCCUGGUUAUUUCUUACCUAGAGAAUCCU